This is a messenger RNA of Clonostachys solani, 1890 nucleotides long. NCBI's taxonomy places the organism in Eukaryota, Fungi, Ascomycota, Sordariomycetes, Hypocreales, Bionectriaceae. The record is from the annotation of a GenBank genome assembly.
AUGGCUGCCGAGGGUUUGGCCGACCACUACCAGGUUCUUGAGGAACUUGGCCGUGGAAGCUUUGGUGUGGUAUACAAAGGUAUUGAGAAAGCAACAGGGGAAACUGUCGCCAUCAAACAUAUCGAUCUCGAAUCCAACGAUGAUGAUAUUCAAGACAUUCAAGCCGAAAUAGCCGUUCUUAGCACUUGCGCCAGCCCGUUUGUGACCCAGUACAAGGGCUCGUUUCUCCGAGGUCAUAAGUUAUGGAUUGUCAUGGAGUAUCUUGGUGGUGGCUCGUGCCUUGAUUUGCUCAAACCGGCCAACUUCGGCGAGACGCACAUUGCCAUUGUCUGUCGCGAAUUGCUUCUGGGCAUCCAGUACUUGCACCAGGAAGGCAAAAUCCACCGAGACAUCAAAGCCGCCAACGUCCUCCUUUCAGAGUCCGGCAAAGUGAAGCUGGCAGAUUUCGGCGUCGCCGCCCAGCUGACCAAUAUCAAAUCGCAGCGCAACACAUUUGUCGGGACUCCUUUCUGGAUGGCCCCGGAGGUUAUACAGCAAGAUGGAUACAGCUUCAAGGCUGACAUUUGGUCAUUGGGCAUUACUGCCAUGGAGAUGGCCAACGGCGAGCCGCCACUAGCACAUAUUCAUCCUAUGAAGGUGCUAUUCCACAUCCCCAAGAAUCCUCCCCCGGCUCUAGAGGGCCAUUUCAGCAAAGAAUUCAGAGACUUUGUAUCUCAAUGUCUCAUUAAGGACUACGAUCGCCGACCAACUGCAAAGGAGCUCUUGCGCCAUCGCUUUAUUCGUUCUGCAGGCAAGGUCGAGGCCCUACAGGAGCUCAUCGCACGAAGACAGAUGUGGGAUGCAAACCAAAAUCGCCAGAGACACCCAAUCUACUAUCAGGAGACUCUACAAACCAUUUCGCCCAAGGAUGAUGAGGAAGAAUGGAUCUUUGACACAGUCAAGUCUGUCGCGCCACCCAAGCGACCAACCAUCAGGCACCGAAAGCCUUCCUCCAUGUUGGCUACCGAGGACUCCAUGCGCAGACUUGAUCUCAAGGAUGCUCCCCUGGGCUCGGCCUCUCCCGCCGGUGGAACGAUACGUAAAUCCACGGUUCGGCGAACCCCAUCAAUGGCACAGGUGUCAGCUAUGCAUUCCACUGGCUCCCCCAGGAACAGCUUGCCCCGAGGCUCGGUUGUGGCUAAGAGACCCCUUCAGCCCGACAUGUCAUUCGGAAACUCCGGCUCGACCAUGCGCCUUUUCCGUAGGGUUCCUUCAGAUAGCUCCACAAGAGGAGAGGCUGGGCGACCUGCCUCUCCCGACGACGUCUUUUGCGAUGAGAAUGUGCCACCGGCAGCAGCGGCUCCUAUUGAACCCUAUGGGAAGGAGGCAAUUCUCGGGCGUAGACUUUACAACAAAGCCAUCGAGCCCAGCCUCUCUGAGCUACAUGCCCAAACUUCCGCAAUGCAAAAGCGCGAGGCGCUGGCUAAGCUGUCUGAUGCGUUUGCGGCUUUAGAUGCCGUCGAUCCGGAAGGCGCGUAUCAUCUCGUCAACAAUCUUCUCACUUCUAUGUCCCAAGACAAGAAGCUCAAUGGUGCUCUACUUGAUAAGCCAUCUAGGAAGAUACCUGACGAUGGGACUCCUCAAGGAACCGUCAUAAUUAAGAGCUCGACGCCUAUGACUAGUCCUACGAAGCUUGUUCUUAGCUCAAACAACCCUCAUCUGAAGAGCCAUAGGCGCCGGCAGGGGGAAUCCCCUGCCCCUGAGAGCUUCAAUGAGAAGGAUCAAUCCAUAAUUGAGACCAAGUAUCCCGGACGGGAGAUGAGGUCUGGUAUGGAACAUUGCAAGCAGCUCUCAGAUGUCCUCUACAACCGUUGGGCUGAGGGGCUUCGCAUUCGCUGGCCUGCCGCCUAA